CUGCUGCCUGAGGAGACAUGGCUGUUUCCACUUUGCGAACGAGAGCAUAAUGAGCCCUGCUCAUCGCCCCGGAUGAUACGAAAGGUACUUCCAUAGCUGACAAUUAGUCCAUGUGCUGCCAACAGUAUCGGAAAUGGUGGCAGGUGGCAAACAACUUGCACAGUGUCCAGAAAAGGAACGCCUAGAGCUGUGGCUGAACGUUGAACCACACCGUAACAUGCCUCCUCCCUCUUCAACGUCUGCGGAGGCUGCAACAGCCCACUCGUUUAACAAGGUCCUCAACCAGUAUAAAUCCUCUUCACGUUCACGUACUACCGCCGAGGUUGAAGAAUCAGUGAAGAAACUCAGGCGGCUGAUACUCGUCGAUGGAAUUCCUUCGGCAGCCGAUCCUACGCUACGACCAAGAAUAUGGAAGAUACUGCUACGUGUCCAGAAUAUUUCAUCGGAUAUGUUUUUGGAGUACGUCGCGAGAGGGCCUUGUGAAGUAAGGGAGAAGAUCAGAAAUGAUACCUUUCGAACAUUAGCCACAGACCGCGGUUUUAAAGAACGCGUUCGCGAAGACAUGCUUGUCCGAUUGCUUGAUGCAUUCGUAUGGCGAAACCAUGAUAGACAAGAAACAGACCACCUUGGCUUCACUUACGUUCAAGGAAUGAACGUUCUCGCUGCGCCAUUUCUAUAUACAAUGCCUUCGGAGCUAGAAGCCUUCUUCUGCUUCGCAAAAUUUAUCGAAGAGUCAUGUCCAUUAUACGUCCAACCUACUCUAGAGGGUGUCCACCGUGGUCUCAAGCUCCUCGACAGAUGUUUGAAGAUAGUUGAUCCAGACCUUUUUGCACAUUUACGGUCGAAGAACCUUUCUGCGGAAAUCUACGCGUUUCCAUCUGUUCUUACGUUGUGCGCAUGCACCCCACCUUUGGACCAAGUCCUCCUACUCUGGGACUUCCUACUCGCCUUUGGCGUACACUUGAAUGUCUUAUGUGUCGUCGCUCAGCUGCUUCUCAUGAGAGACAAGCUCAUGGAAUCUUCGAGUCCAAUGCGACAUUUGCGCUCCUUCCCUCCACUAGACGCACAGCCAGUCAUCGGCAUUGCCGUCACGCUCGUUCGAGACCUCCCUGUCGACCUCUAUGACGAGCUCGUCCGCCAUCCAUACGCGGUCCAAGACCACUAGUUUCGUUCUCAUACCCACCGCAGUCGAUCUCGUUGUUAUUCCCCCUGGUUUUGUUCUGCUUUCGUCGUUGUCCAUGCUCUUCAAAAUUUGCUGUAUCGCUCACCUCGUCCCCUUAUCUGUAUUCUCACGCAUACCACGAUAUCCCAUGCAUCUACCGGCUACAGUAAUUUAUAAUGUCCCUCGUCUCUUAUCUUGUCCAUGUUGUACCCGAUUGAUUCGGGAUUAGUCUAGUCUAUGAUACUAUGUAUACAGAAUGUCCGCAGAAUGAUGAUUGAAAGGG
Molecule: messenger RNA, 1445 nt
Organism: Somion occarium
Lineage: Eukaryota; Fungi; Basidiomycota; Agaricomycetes; Polyporales; Cerrenaceae
Source: the annotation of a GenBank genome assembly